Messenger RNA from Punica granatum (pomegranate), 3506 nucleotides. The record is from RefSeq and is a predicted model, not a curated record. NCBI's taxonomy places the organism in Eukaryota, Viridiplantae, Streptophyta, Magnoliopsida, Myrtales, Lythraceae.
AGAGAACAUCAAUAGAUGGCUCCGAAAAGGAAUAGAACGCGAGUCUCCGGAAAGCAUCAUCAUAUAGACAUAUAGAUGUUUAGGAGAAAGUCUUUCUCAUCUUUAGGAGAAGUUUUCCCUCAGUAGCUAUUGAGAAGAAAUCCGACACAAACCGCCAGUGUGUUUUAUUUGACCACUGAGAGACCGAGAGAUCGGGCGAUGGCUACAAAGAGGAAUAACAACACAUCAUCACCACCACCAUCUUACCAGGUCUUCCUGAGCUUCAGAGGACCCGACACCCGCCAGGGAUUCACGGAUGUCCUUUACCAUGCUCUUGUAGAUGCUGGGAUUUGUGUAUUUAGAGACAACGAGGAGAUCCGUGAAGGCGAGAAUAUCGGCGAGGAAAUCCUGCGAGCCAUUGAGGACUCCAGGAUCUUUGUGCCCAUCUUCUCCAGGACCUAUGCUUUCAGUAAGUGGUGCCUCAUUGAGCUCGCAAAAAUGGUGGAGUCCAAGGAGAAAUCGGGCGGCAGUAAAAGGAUCCUGCCCAUUUUCUAUGAUGUGAGUGUCGAUGAUGUCAAGCUUAAGACGGAGUUGUACACUGGAGCUCUAUCAAUACACAGGGAGAAGUUCAGUCCCAGCACAGUGCAGCAGUGGGAGGAGGCUCUUCGAGACGCCGGAAAAAUCAAGGGAUGGGAACUGAAGGAUAAAGGUUAUGCAGAAUUUUCCAAGGAAUUUGUCAGGAAGGUUUCAGCGGAGUUGAAAGUGAAACAAAAAUAUGUGACUGAGAACCUUGUUGAGAGGAUUGAUCAGCAACAUGCUCUCACAGAGUUGCUGGACGUAGACUCCUCUCAUGAUGUUCAGUUAGUCUGGAUACAUGGAAUGGGGGGUAUCGGCAAGACGACACUUGCCAUGGCUGUUUUCAACCAACUCUGCGAUCACUUUGAAGGCUGCAGCUUCCUUCUAGAUGUGCAAGAAACAACCAAGCGCAAGGGUAUUGAACACUUGCAGAGGCAACUCUUGCAAGAUCUUGGUGUUAAAGCGGCAGACAUCACCAUCACUGACGAGAACGAUGGGAUCAAGAUAAUCAGCAAAAAGUUGCAGAACAGAAGAGUUCUAGUUGUUCUGGAUGAUGUGCCCGACCACCAAGAAUAUACUGGAAAACUAGCAAGAGAGGCUAGUUGGUUUAAAGUCGGAAGCAGGAUUAUUAUUACCUCUCGGCGUAAAAUGGUUCCUCCAUUUAAAGGUGGAACAGUCAAGACAUUCGAAGCAGAGCCAAUGGAAUUCAAAGAAUCUCUCCUUUUCAGUAGGCAUGCCUUUGGGAAGGAGACUCCGCGGGAUGACUCCCUUGACCUUUCAAAGGAAGCCAUUAGAAUUACCGGAGGACUUCCCUUGGCUCUUGAAGUAAUAGGUUCAAAACUUCGAACAAGUGAUCGUGGCCAGUGGAAUCAUAUAAUGGGUACCUUACAGAAAAUACCCGACAGGAAGGUCCAGGACAGCCUUAAGAUAUGUUAUGAUGCUUUACGCUGGGAAGUGAAGAAUAUAUUCCUUGAUAUCGCAUGUUUUUUCAUUAAUGAAAAAAAAACAAAAGCCAUGUACAUGUGGCAAGCCUGUGACUUUGAACCAGAGUUGGCAGUGCAAGAGCUUGUCGAUGCGUCCCUAGUAAGGCUCACAGAUGAGAACAGGUUCUGGAUGCAUGAUCAGCUGCGGGACCUUGGAAGAAAACUCGUUCGUGAUGAGAGGCACCACGGAAAGCCUUGCAGUAGAAUAUGGUUGCAUGAGGAUGCUCUGAAAGUGCUGCGGGAUGAAGAGGGCAAAGAAAAUGUUGAGAUGCUUAGUCUUUCGUCCGAAGGACUCUCGGAGUAUUGCGUCCUUACAAAACAUCAAUUGAAGAAUUUCAAUAGUCUAAAAUUUCUCAGUUUAUGUAGAUCGAAUUUUUCGGGAGAUCUAGAGCUUGUCCUCCCCAAGUUGAUAUGGCUUUCUUGGCAUUCUUGUCCUGGCGUGUUUCAGAGAACUAAUCUGCAUUUGAAGAAUCUAGUCGUGCUUGACCUCUCAGAAAGUUCCGUAAGCGGAACUUGGACUGGAUGGCGCCAUAUCAGGAUGUGCAACGAGUUGAAAAUUCUAGAUCUCCAGAGGUGCGACCACUUGACCAAAACGCCCGACCUAUCAAUGUGCACAAAGUUGGAGAGACUAAUACUCAAAGAUUGCAUUAACCUAAUCAAAAUAGACCGUUCCGUAGGAAAGUUGAAAUGCCUAAAGUAUCUGAAUGCCAGUGGCUGUCGUUAUCUCAGAGAAAUUCCGAGGGAAGUAUGCUGUUUGGAUGGCCUCGUUGAUAUUGUCAUGAUAAUGGAAGGCGGCUUCAAGGACAGCCACAAGCUUCCAGACUCCAUCGGGAGACUCUCGAGACUUCAGUGCCUGUGCGUGAGUUUGAGAAGCAGCUUCAAGGACGGCCAGAAGCUUCCGGACUCCAUCGGGAGACUCGAGAGACUUCAGAGCCUGCGUGUGAGUUUGGGAAGGAGCACACCUCCAAGCUCACUUGGAGAUCUAAAAUCACUGACUAUGCUGGUCCUGUCAUGGUCAAAGAUCGCUGAGAUACCUGAGUCCAUUGGAGGACUGGUGAAACUUGAGCUUCUGUCAUUAUUCUACUGUAGAGAAGUAAAGAAGCUCCCAGCUUCGAUUGGGAAUCUGAAUUCGCUGGUUGAGUUGAAUAUUUCAAUGUCAGGAAUCACUCAACUGCCCGAUGCUGCUGUGAAUUUGCAGAAACUGAGAGUGAUUGAUAUGAGAGGUUGUUCUAUUAGGCGGUGGCCAGGUUUCCUGGGGAAUUUGAAGAAGCUGGAAAGGUUGGAUAUCUACGAUUGCAAGUAUUUGCGAGUUAUCCCAUCAGCAAUUAGGAGGAUCACUUCCUCGCUAAAAGUCUCACUCUCAGCCUGGGACAAGAGUUGUGACCGUUAUUGGAAACAGCUGGAAGUGGAAGUGGAAGAGGAAGAGGAAGGGGGAAAUCCUUUUGCUAUUUCACGUAAUGCACCGGUGGACAGGUUACGAAGAUGGAGGCAAGCUCAACCAGUUUUAGAAGCCUCUCGUCGAUUCAGAUACACCCUGGACUUGAAGAAAGAGGAAGAGAAUCAACAGACUUUGAGGAAGACUAGGGCCCAUGCUCAGGCCAUUCGGGCUGCAUAUCUUUUCAAAAUGUCAAAGGACUAACUAAUGGUACUACUCUACUCCCAUAUCUUUGAGUUUGUGCUCAAUCAUGAAAUGAAUGGUGUAUAUAUAUAUAUAUAUAUAUGUAUGUAUACACACACACUUGAUAGGUUAACUGAAUGAUAUUAGCUAUCCUUUUCAGGUAGUUUAUUUAAUUUAAUUGCAGUCAUUAGUAACUCAGCGACACAAGGAUUAUGUUUUUUCUAUAAUUUGCAAAAGUUGUUGUUUUUCUUUCUGCUAGAAUGAAAUGUUUCUUAGUCUAGGAUGUUGAGGUCUUAAUCUAACAAACGUGUUUGUUAAGUGUAGUUGCUAAUCUGUUCUCGUUCUAUGUC